Messenger RNA from Saimiri boliviensis boliviensis (Bolivian squirrel monkey), 1327 nucleotides. It is a transcript of the gene C13H8orf48, whose product is annotated as chromosome 13 C8orf48 homolog. The record is from RefSeq and is a predicted model, not a curated record. NCBI's taxonomy places the organism in Eukaryota, Metazoa, Chordata, Mammalia, Primates, Cebidae.
UCCUCGCAGUUUCCUGACCCGGUCUUAACCCGCGCAAAGGAGCCGAGGAGCCGAGUCUGAUGCAGUGUGAUGGCCAUCUGCCCAGAAUUGGCCCAAAUGGACAAAAGCCUUUCUGAUGAGACUGAAACUUUGAAGACCUUUACUGAUGGGGUACAGACUUGCAUUUCAUUCUGCUCCUGUGGAGGACGGCAGUCCUCUCCCCUGACCUCUGAACGCAAACUGGAGAGGGAAAAGCAGACUCUGAGCUUGGAACAAGGAGACACGCAGUCUGAGCUUUUGGACUUCAAAAAUGAUGAAAAGAAGUUGAGUAAAAAAUGGAUCGACUACCUCAAGCACAAAGACUCUAACUUUGAACGGUACCAGCCAGACACCAAACGUCAAACAGAAAUCAUUCGGAUACCCGAUGAAGAAUUGAAUGCCCUGCAGUCCUAUUGCACCAUGAAGAUAAAUUUGAUUCAUUGUAGACGGGAUUCUAAGAGCAGCAGACAUAAAAAGCUGCGUCUUGGAUUGGAUGCAGAGGCUUCAGAGAGAGAUGCCUUAAAUGGUUCUGUCCCUGAUGAACUUUUGAAUAGAAUCUACUUUAAAAACAUGAGGACAACAGCAAUACAGGGUGCAGCAACUAAGCAACAUGUAUCUUCUCAGUGUCCCGCCUGUAACAGGAAAAGAGCAGAGCUGGCCCUGUCUGCCUUCCUGAAACAAAAGAAGACUUUACUGGAGUCACUUCUACUUCAAGAGAAAAUAGAUGAACAUCUUCAUACCAAAGACUUUCUCACUCGCAUUGGAGAAGCACAUCAAGACUUUCCCAGGCUUUCAGAUGACCCCAGAAUAAUCUGGAAAAGACUGACUGAGAAAGUCGUUAUCAGAUACUCUGGUUUAGAAAGAUCAGAUACAGAGCAGAAGAUGUAGCAAGAUGGAAAUAGUGCUUGUCAUUUACUCUUUUCUCUGCCACUUUGCAAGUCACUUACUCUAACCCAACCAGCACUGGUGAUUGUCAAUGAUAACGUGUAAUGUAGAUAUAUGUCUUGGUCAUGUAUUUAAGUAAUUACCAUAAUUUCUACUGGCACUUGAGAAACUAACUUAAGACUGCUAUGCUUCCUUCACAGAUUUGAGGACUAAGAACUUUCUCUUUUUUUCUGAUUAUAGAAAGCGUUGUUGUUGGAAUAGUUACAAAACCUUUACAAAAAAAUCCAAGAGAGAUUCGUUAGUAGUUUGGCCCAGGGUGUUGAUGGUACAGAAGCAAAGUAGUAUGGGGAUGUAAGAGAAACUUAAUAACUGUCUUUGGCAACCAAAUGGUGUUAUUAAUAAAUAGUAUAUGUUGGAAGUGUUA